AUGUUCAAUUAUAAAUAUCUAAGUCGUGAACACCUUGAAGGGUUCGAUAAUUAUAAGUAUAUGGCAAUAGACACCAGCCCUCUGAGUGUUUAUGUUAUGCACCCAUUUUGGAACAAAGUCGUUGAGUUGGUACCAAAAUGGGUGGCGCCCAACGUGUUAACUUUUGGCGGGUUCCUACUCAUUAUACUGAAUUUUCUGUUCCUAUCGUACUAUGACUACGAUUACUACGCUGCUAGUACGCCGGUAUACAACGGGACCAUCGGAGAAGCAUCUCUUAAUGGCCAUGAAGAAGUGAUUCCACAGUCGCUUUGGUACGCUAUUGGCGUAUUUCUUUUCCUUGCAUAUACUCUCGAUGGUAUCGACGGUAAACAAGCUAGACGGACACAAACGUCAGGGCCACUGGGCGAAUUGUUUGACCACGGCCUGGAUUCAUACACGGUAUUCUUUAUACCAGCCUGUCUCUACUCCAUAUUUGGACGAGCUGACUACUCUAUACCUCCUAUCAGGAUAUAUUAUGUGAUGUGGAAUUUACUUCUCAAUUUCUACAUCAGCCAUUGGGAGAAAUACAAUACAGGUGUUUUGUUCCUACCCUGGGGGUACGAUUUCAGUAUGUGGGCUUCCACGGCAUUCUUCCUAUGGACGGGUGUGAAAGGGACCAGCUUUUAUAAGAAGUAUUUAUUCUCUGGGUAUACUGUAGCCAAUGUUUUCGAAGUGCUCAUCUACGCGACUGGGGUGUGUACCAAUUUGCCCGUCGCCUUGUAUAAUAUUUAUCAAUCAUACAAACUUCGCACCGGCAAGAUGCGAACAGCGACCGAAGCACUGAGACCUUUGUGGUCCUUUUUGACAGUAUUCGUAGUGUGUUCGAUAUGGGUACACAAGUCCAGUCACCUACCUGACUAUGACCUUAGGGCACUGUUCUUACUCUACGGAACAUUAUUUAGCAACGUUGCUUGUCGUCUAAUUGUGAGUCAAAUGAGCAACCAGCGGUGUGACGCCGUGAACUGGCUGCUGUGGCCGCUGACGCUGAGCGCCACGGUGUCGCUGCUGCUGCCGCACUACGAAGUAGCUGCCUUCUAUGGGAUGACACUCCUCACUAUAGCGGCUCACAUCCACUACGGGACCUGCGUGGUACGACAGAUGUGCGCCCACUUCAGAAUAAGCUGUUUCUACAUAAAGCAAAGAUCAGAUUGA
This is a messenger RNA of Arctia plantaginis, 1191 nucleotides long. NCBI's taxonomy places the organism in Eukaryota, Metazoa, Arthropoda, Insecta, Lepidoptera, Erebidae. The record is from the annotation of a GenBank genome assembly.